AUGGAGGGCGCUCAUUGGUCUCACCCGUUCCCCUCAUUGUUCCCGCGCGGGAUGAAAAGGGAACGAACAGGAGGCGGGGCUCUCCUCGGGGAUGUUAUGCACCUGACGCUGUCAAUUGAUCACUAUCCCGGAAUCAGAUCACACGUGGGUCGAUUAAUUAUCGUGAUGAGCGAGGAACUCGAGGAUAAUGGUCAGACGGACGCAAAAACCGCGGAAACGUUACAAGCACCGCGACCGUCUUCGCCGCGGAAAUUCUUUGCUAGGAUUUACGGGCAUCUCGAGGAACCUAAGCGACCGAGUGUGGUGGAUAACGUGCAGGGGUUCGAGAGCGACUCUUCCUCGGACGUGGAAAUAGGCGAGAGUGAGGGGUCAGUGGAGCUGCAGGCCAGGGAGCCCCAGCUGUGGCCGCCGCCGCCGCCGCUGCCGCUGUGUCCGCGCCCCAUGCUGCUGCCGCACCAACAACUAGCUUUUGGAGCUGGUCUUGCUGCGUUUCUGGCUCGGAGACGCCGCAAGGAGAGUCGGCCACGUCGACAGCGCACCACCUUCUCUGCACAUCAGACUCUUCGGCUGGAACUGGAAUAUGCGAGGGGCGAAUAUGUUGCUCGGGCGAGAAGAUGCGAACUGGCAUCUGCAUUAUCUCUCAGCGAGACACAAGUGAAGAUUUGGUUUCAAAACCGAAGAGCUAAAGACAAAAGAAUUGAGAAAGCACAACUAGAUCAACAAUACAGGCAAACAUUUAGCAGCAGCAUCUGGGUUGUUCCCGAGUGUCCUGUCUCCUGCGUACUGCACACCGCCCACUUGCCCCUGCCUUCCUGUCCAGCACCCACCGACAAUAAACGAUAA
Spodoptera littoralis (African cotton leafworm) is the source of this 843-nucleotide messenger RNA. The record is from the annotation of a GenBank genome assembly. NCBI's taxonomy places the organism in Eukaryota, Metazoa, Arthropoda, Insecta, Lepidoptera, Noctuidae.